Molecule: messenger RNA, 3181 nt
Organism: Ochotona princeps (American pika)
Lineage: Eukaryota; Metazoa; Chordata; Mammalia; Lagomorpha; Ochotonidae
Gene: RAVER2
Product: ribonucleoprotein, PTB binding 2
Exons: 11
Coding region: 243-2372 (709 amino acids)
Cellular component (GO): cytosol
Molecular function (GO): mRNA binding
Source: RefSeq, a predicted model, not a curated record
GCGCCUGAGGGGAGGUUCCUGUGAGGUGGCUCUCGGCUCCUCCUCAGGUUUCCUCUCUCCGCCCGUCGGCUGCCGGCUGUGGUGCCGCCUCCUUGGCGCUCUUCCUCCCCGUUUCCCUCCCACCUUCCUUCCCUGGCGGUGUCUGGGCCCACUCCGCGGCCUCUGCUCGUCUCCGCUCGCCUUUUCUCUUCGUUUCUCCUCGAACUCGGCGAGGAGUUCGCGGCCGCGGGACGCCGGGGAAGAUGGCGGCGGCGGUAGGAGACGACGGCGGCGAAGGGGGCCCGGGCCUAAGCGCUCCAGAGCCGGGGCUGGAGCCCGGACCAGAGUUGGGACCGGGGCCGGAAUCAGGGCCCGAGGCGGGGCCAGAGUCGGGGUCGAAACCCGAGUUCGACGCUGGCCCAGAGUCGGGGCCGAAACCCAGGCCCGAAGCAGGCCCGGAGUCGGGGUCGGAGUCGGAACCAGAGCCCGUAGCGGAGCCGGGGCCUAAUCAGGGGCCUGAGUCAGGGCCGGAGCCGGGAGCGGAAUCGGCGCCGGAGCCAAAGUCUGGGCAGGAGCCGGGGCCCCAGGAGCCAGGCAGCCCGGCCGAGGCGCUCGAGGGCGGCCGGAACCCCUCGCCCGCCGCCCUGCCCCCCGAGGAGAUCGCCGCGCGGCUGCAGCGGAUGCGGCGGGAGCUGACCAACCGCAGGAAAAUCCUGGUGAGAAAUCUGCCCCAGGACUGCAGCUGCCAGGAAAUUCAUGAUUUGUUGAAAGACUUUGAGUUAAAAUACUGUUAUGUGGACAGAAAUAAACGAACAGCUUUUGUUACCUUAUUGAAUGGGGAGCAAGCCCAGAAGGCAAUUCAGAUGUUUCAUCAGUAUUCUUUUCGUGGGAAAGACUUGAUAGUCCAGCUCCAGCCAACGGAUGCUUUGCUUUGUAUUACCAACUUGCCCAUUUCUUUUACAUUAGAAGAGUUUGAAGAACUUGUUCGUGGUUAUGGAAAUGUUGAAAGAUGUUUUCUGAUCUACAGUGAGGUUACUGGCCAUUCCAAAGGCUAUGGAUUUGUGGAAUACAUGAAAAAAGACUUUGCUGCAAAGGCUCGAUUGGAUCUGUUGGGGAAACAAUUAGGAGAAUCAGCACUCUUUGCACAAUGGAUGGAUGUUAAUCUGUUGGCCUCAGAGCUCAUUCAUUCUAAGUGCCUUUGUGUAGAUAAACUCCCUACUGACUGCACGGAUUCAGAAGAGCUAUUGCAAUAUUUUUCCAGUGUCCAUAAACCUGUGUUUUGCCAGCUUGCACAGGAUGAAGGUAGUUACGUUGGUGACUUUGCAGUGGUUGAAUAUAGCACAGCAGAGCAUGCUGAGGAGGUUCAGCAAGCAGCACAUGGUAUGACCAUCAAGGGAAGCAAAGUCCACGUUUCCUUCUGUGCCCCAGGAGCUCCAGGACGAAGUACAUUAGCAGCACUGAUAGUAGCUCAACAUGUGAUGCACAGUAAUCAAAAGGGCUUACUUCCAGAGCCAAAUCCAGAACAAAUUAUGAAAAGUUUGAAUAACCCUGCCAUGUUGCAAGUUCUGCUACAACCCCAACUUUGUGGACGAGGUGUUAAACCUGGUCACAAUUUGCCACCCAUGAUAAAUCCAUCUGUCUCCUCUGCACUGUUACAAUUAAAUAAAGCACAUCAGAAACCUGGUUUACUUGGAGAAGCCCCACCUAUGGUGCUUCAAACAGCAUUAGGGAGGGGGUCAUCACGUCCGAUGAAAACAGAAUUGGGACACCCUGGAGAAGCACAUAAAGGUAGAAUGGGCAUGCUACCAUCCUUUCCAAAUCAACACAUUGGUGGGCAUCCAGGACCUGGGCACGGUAAUACUCAAGAGAAACAGUCAGUUGCAGAAGGAAAUUUCCCUGGGUCUCAGGGCUAUCCAAAUCCGGCUGCAGGAGGCCUGCUGACAGGACACCAAAAACAUCAGCAAAGCCAGACACAAGGCACAGAGAUAAAUUCAGAGGCUACAUCUAAAAAUCAGACUUCACUCCUGGGAGAACCACCAAAAGAAAUCCGGCUCAGUAAAAAUCCAUAUUUGAAUUUGGCAAGUGUGUUGCCCAGUGUAUGCUUAUCUUCUCUUGCAAAUAAAACCAGUUUACAUAAGCCUGGAAUUGGAGGCAACUUUCUGGAUGCAUUCUCUCACAGAGGUGAAUCACAACAUCCAUUGGAAAAGUGUGUUUCUUAUUCUCCACCUUAUGGUGAUUAUGGACAUGCACCCCCUUUAAGAAAAGAAAAACGAGGCUCAUCUUAUCUCAUCUCUGCCCCAGAAGGUAGUCCAGGGGAAUUCGGUCACCAUCAUCGUCGGGGCUCAAGAGCAUAUUACAUGGAAACCUAUUUUAAAAAAAAGCGAGUGUACUGAGUUAAGCUCUCUCCUUACAACCUCUUAAGGUUCUUGCAGUAUCUUUGUUGUUCAUCGCUGCCUUAACCUCAUUCAGACUAGCCAUAUCCUUUAAAUACGGGUUUAUGAUUUCCCAGAAGUAACUGUGUUGUGCAGCAGGCAGAAUUGCCAAAUUGAAAAAAAAAAAAAGUUUAAGUAGCAAUAAAAUAUCAAUUGAGGCCGUUUUCCACUAAAAUUAGGCACAUCUUAGUGUGAAAGUAACCUGCAACCCAUUGGAGAAAGUGUUCCGAUAUUUCAUGUUUUAGAACUGAGAAUAAUUUUAAUAUCAUAUAUUAAAGUCUGAAGCAAUAAAUGGGAAAAGUCUUAUUUCUUGAACCUUUAAACUGAGUUUCUUACUAGCCAAUGUGCAUUUCAAUUUACUUGCCCUGUAAGUCAUUUAAAGAUUUUUAAAAGAUUUUCCUAGAAUUACAUGGGUGCAAGUACCAGAUUUGGUGAUGGUAAUGUUGUAAAGAUGCUCCGGAUGUACUCAGUUACACUAAGAGUCCCUUCAUCCAGCCUAACCGAGUGAUUGUAAUGGCCGACAUAUACACUGCUAUAUGGCUUCACUUUUAAAAUUUAUUUGCCAUUUGUAUCUUUUAUGAAAAAUAAAAGGAGCUUUGGUGAUCCAGUAUAAUACGGGGGUUGGCAGACUAUACCUGGGGCCAAAUUUGGUCCACCACAUAUUUUUCUGCUGCCUGCAAAGAAUGUUUACAUUUUUAGAAAACUUAAACAUGAAAUUUCUAUGAAACUAAAAUUUCAGUGUCCACAAAUAAAAGUUUUAUUGAAACCCA